Hylaeus anthracinus is the source of this 783-nucleotide messenger RNA. It is a transcript of the gene ATPsyndelta, whose product is annotated as ATP synthase subunit delta, mitochondrial. Bases 166 to 654 code for a protein of 162 amino acids. The record is from RefSeq and is a predicted model, not a curated record. Lineage: Eukaryota; Metazoa; Arthropoda; Insecta; Hymenoptera; Colletidae. Gene Ontology annotation, biological process: proton motive force-driven ATP synthesis. Gene Ontology annotation, molecular function: proton-transporting ATP synthase activity, rotational mechanism. The transcript is spliced from 4 exons.
CCCUUCCUGACUAAUGCCGACAUGACCGUCUCUAUAUUCGUACGUCCGUGGUUCUUGCUGCUUCGAGCUGCAUUGAAUAACAUAUAAUCUCUACUUAUAUUUGUAAUAUCUGCUAUAAGUAAAUUACUGUGCGAAACAUAGCUGACCAAACGCACGAACGUUAAAAUGGCCACUCUCGCUCGUAAUUUGCGCCCGUAUCUCAGGUACGUUCGCAAUCAGCAAAGAACUUACGCUGAUGCGCCUGUUGUUAGCGAUCAAAUGAAGUUUACUUUCGCUGGAGCUAAUCAGGUAUUUUAUGACCAAGCAGUUAUCAAACAAGUGGACGUACCGUCGUUCUCUGGUUCAUUCGGUAUUUUACCAAAGCACGUUCCUACGUUAGCUGUGCUUAAACCUGGUGUAGUGACAGUAUACGAAGAAGGUGGUGAUACUAAGAAGGUUUUUGUUUCUUCUGGAACAGUUACUAUAAAUGAGGAUAACAGUGUACAGAUUUUAGCAGAGGAAGCGCAUCCUGUAGAUAAUCUUGAUAGUUCAGCAGCCAGAGACAUACUGAGCAAAGCUCAGCAACAACUUUCGUCCGCGUCGUCUGAACAAGACAAAGCUGAAGCAGCCAUUGCCGUCGAAGUCGCAGAAGCUUUAGUACAAGCUGCGCCAUAAGCAUUAUGCAAACAUUGUGUAAAUGUAAAAUCAUUAUCUGUUAUUCGAUCUUAGAGCAUGUAUUCAUCGCAUCUCUGUCACGGUAUUGUAUAAAAGUGCAGUAACAAUAAAAAAGAUAUUACUAAGUUA